Molecule: messenger RNA, 1092 nt
Organism: Cornus florida
Lineage: Eukaryota; Viridiplantae; Streptophyta; Magnoliopsida; Cornales; Cornaceae
Product: putative F-box protein At1g32420
Exons: 1
Coding region: 1-1092 (363 amino acids)
Molecular function (GO): protein binding
Source: RefSeq, a predicted model, not a curated record
AUGUUAGAAGAUAUGACAAUUGAGAUUCUUUUGAAACUGCCUGUAAAAUCGCUUCUGCGAUUUAAAUGUGUGUGCAAAUAUUGGUACACCCUCAUUAGAAGUUCUACAUUUGUUAAGAAGCACCUCCACCAUCAAAGCAACAAUGCUCGUCUCCUUGUUCAUUAUUACAAUUGCAGCACUUUAGAAUAUUCUUUUGCUUUCUUCCAGGAUAAAACACUUGCUACCUUUCCCCUUGUAUAUUAUGAUGUUGAUGGUGUCGUGAUACCCAACAACCCAAAUAUUUUUGGUCACUAUGAUGGCAUACUUGGUCUUUACGAUUGGGAUAGCAUAGCUCUAUGGAAUCCUGCCACAAGAGAAUUUAGAUUUCUCCCUAUGCCAAACCCUGACAUUCCACCCAGGUUUAGCGUUUUGGAACAUAAAUUUGGAUUUGGGUUAGAUCACACAACCAAUGAUUAUAAGGUGGUUUGUAUUAGAACGUAUUAUUAUUCCGAAGACUAUGAAGAUUAUCAUUCUGCAGUUAUUGUAUUAUUUCACCUAUCUACGAAUUCUUGGAGACUUUUUGAAGCUGAUUUGUCUCGAGUCACUUACGUGCAUGAAUCUUCAUGUAGCACAUGCUUGAACGGAGUAUAUUAUUGGCUGACUAGUGUGCUUGAUAAACUUGAGUUUCGUACUACGUACUUUUACAAUAAAAUCCUUACAUUUGAUUUGAGUAAUGAAGUUUUUGGAGAUAUACCAGGACCUCAAGAUAUUCCCAAAUUAAAUUUGGGAAAUCUCAUUUUAUACGAUGAAUCUAUUUCUGUGAUGUGUUUUGAUCAACGUGAAGUUGAGAAAUAUGUUGACAUAUGGGUGAUGAAAGAGGAGGGGUGUUGGAUUAAGGAAUUAACUAUUGGACCACUUGUAGAUGUCGGCAAGGCACUUGGAUUUUGGAAAAAUGGUGAGCUUUUCCUAGAAACUAUAACUCUAAAGUUAGUUUUAUACAACCCUAAUACCCAAGAAAUUAAAGAUCUUCAACAUGACGGACCAUAUGAUAUGCGUAAGAUCUUUGUGUACACAGAGAGCCUCGUUUCAAUCAAGGAAGGAAAUGAAUGCUGA